Messenger RNA from Lepisosteus oculatus (spotted gar), 3391 nucleotides. NCBI's taxonomy places the organism in Eukaryota, Metazoa, Chordata, Actinopteri, Semionotiformes, Lepisosteidae. The record is from RefSeq and is a predicted model, not a curated record.
UUGGCUGGCGCUUCGAGUCACAAGGUCCACUGCUGUGGUAACCGUCGUUCCCGUGUGGAGUCAACCAAGCCAAACAAUGAGCCGGGAGUGGUAGCUGCAGUAGCAGACUGUAAAGAAGCUGUAAACAACCUUACCCAUCAGACAGAUUUAAUGACAUGGAGAGUAUUGAAGAAAUACAGCAGGAGUUAAACUUUGUGGAUGAUGAGCUCAAGGUGGUGGAGUUGCAGAUCAGUGAGCUGCAUGAGAGAGAGAUUGAGCUCAGGGACACCAGAUCCCGACUGAAGAAAAAGCUGGAACAGGCCUCUGAAAGAGGCGCUGGCCCAAGCAAAACGGAGCAGCUGGAUUUGCAGAGCUUCGCUAAAGAAGAAUUCCCGUGGUCCAAGAAGGUCCAGAAGACUCUAGUCGAUGUGUUCCACCUGUCCUCAUUCCGACCACUGCAGCUGCAGAUCAUCAACAUUACCAUGUCUGGGAAAGACGUUUUUCUGGUCAUGCCCACAGGAGGUGGCAAGAGCCUGUGCUACCAGUUAUCAGCAGUGUGCUCCGAAGGCUUUACCCUUGUGAUAGCUCCUCUGGUUUCUUUGAUGGAGGAUCAGCUUAUGUUCCUGGAUAAAGUGGGCAUUUCAGCAGCUACUCUCAAUGCCUCCAGCACCAAGGAACAUGCUAAAUGGAUACAGAAUGCAAUGCUUGACAAGUCAUCAAAGUUCAAGCUCCUGUAUGUAACCCCAGAGAAAAUUGCUAAAAGCAAGUUGUUUAUGUCCAAGCUGGAGAAAGCGUACCACUCGGGCAGACUUACUCGUAUUGCAGUGGAUGAAGUCCAUUGUUGCAGUCAGUGGGGACAUGAUUUCAGACCUGAACUGAACCAAACCAAGAGCAGCAUCUACUCCCAUGGUAGUAGAUUGGUAAAGUCUAGGGUCGUUGUGGCAACAGUUGCCUUUGGAAUGGGCAUUGACAAACCUGAUGUGAGGUUUGUUAUUCAUCACUCACUGAGCAAGUCGAUGGAAAAUUACUACCAGGAGAGUGGGCGUGCAGGACGAGACGAUCAAAAAGCAGACUGCAUUCUGUACUACGGUUUUGCUGAUAUUUUUAAAGUUAGUGCGAUGGUUGUAAUGGAGAAUGUAGGUCAACAGAAACUCUACCAAAUGGUUUCGUACUGCCAGGAUGCAAGCAGGUGCCGGCGUGUCCUGAUAGCGCAGCACUUUGAUGAAGUUUGGGACUCUAAUGAAUGUAAAAAAAUGUGCGACAACUGCUGCAAUGAGGGCUCUGGCAGUCUUGUGAACAUUGCUGAUUAUGCCAGAGACCUGAUUAAAAUCCUGGAGCAGGCCAGCCAGAUGAAUGAGAAGCUGACUCCCCUCAAGCUGAUCGACUCUUGGCUGGGAAAAGGUGUUGCCAAGCUCAGGGUGCAGAGUGUCGUGCCCCCUGGGCUCUCUCGGCUGGAGAUAGAGAUGAUCAUUGCACACCUGCUGGUGCACCAGUACUUCAGGGAGGAUUACAGCUUCACACCAUACGCCACCAUUUCCUAUAUCAAGCUGGGACCCAAAGCAGGUCUUCUCAAGAAAGAGAAGCACGCCAUCAUGCUGCAAAUGAGAAAGUGUUUCCAGACCAUUGAUCUUGAGAGCUUCAAAACCACCAGGAAAAUCUGCAAGAACAAGAAAACUCCAGGACCAAAAGCGAAAAGAAAGGUCAUGACCACAAAGAACCCCAACCCAAAGGAGCUAUCAGUAGAAACUUUGCUAAAGAUCCAAAGGAAGAAAAGGAUAUUUCGCAGGAGAAGAUGGAGACAGAAGAACAGAGAUAGCUUAUUGACAGAAACGGAGCUAAAAAUUAAGAAGGAACUCAGGAAAGAAAGGAGGAAGGCAAGGAAGCAACAAAAAAAGAGUCUUAAGGUAAAGUCCCCAAAGUUGUCCAGCGAGAGCGGAGGUAAAAAUAGUGCACAGAUAAAGAAGGAAGGGGGCGACAGGAAAAGGACUCUUACUGAUGACUUCGGGACACCCAAGAAAAUCAAGAAAGAGGUUGUGGAUGCAUUAACAGCUGUGUCUGAUGAGGAGGGUUCUCCUUCUAUGGUCAUCCAAGCCAGACCUCCACGCCAACAUAAAAAAUUUACUAAAAGAGCAAAGAAUAAUCACAAUCGCGCUAAAAAAUACUAUGAAGGCCCAGCUGAAAACUACACUUCAGAGGAUCCAAGUCCAAAAGGAAAUAAUGAAAGAGAAAGCACUGAACCCAGUGUUCCUGCUAACGGACAGUUGAUACAAACGAGUCCGGACCAUGCUGCCAUAGAGGUUGAUGUGUAUAUAGACAACCCGGGAAAUGAAAAGAAAGAAACGAAUCCUAUAUCUCAGACAUCCUUACCAGUUAAACCAAAAUGCAGUUCAGUUACUGUGCCCAGUAAAAAAAAGAAAAGGCAUGCUGUAGCAGACAAUGCAGAUGUACCCCUGAGCCAGCAGGGGGCAGCCCUGAUCAGCACACCAUCAGAGGUUUCAAUUAUCUCUGCAGCUGCAGUUGAAGAGCUGAGUCAUCUGCGCAGCUACUACAGCAAGCAAUUGCAAAGGAUCAAUUAUGUUUCUCUGGAAAACCUGCAUGAUUCAGACUCUGGUGUCAUUGGUUGCACUACAGGAACUCUCAAAAAUAUCAGAAUGAACUGGGGGUCGUCUAUCAUCAGAACUGCUCGUAGCCUAUGGACACGAGUCAGCAUGCGGAGGAAACAUUUCUUUCGAAAAUAACGGAAAGCUUUUUUUUUUUUAAUUAAUAGCAUCGGAAUCUUUCAGGCUUCCCCCAAUAUUCCAAUUUCUAAGUCUCAUGAAUUUUGAAGAAAGUACAUCUUGGGGUUCUGCACUUCUGUCUUUGCACAUUUCGGGAGAGUGAAGUUAAAGUUGAUGUACAAAAAAAUCAAAUGUAAACCACUGCCUUAUAUAUGGAUGGAAAAUUGUCUUGAAUUUGUUCCAGCAGGGUAUUUAUAAGUUGUUGUUUUUUUAAAUGGACAUUGUUAUUACAGAAUUAAAACAGAUAUUCUUAAUUAGAAUAGUACUUUCUAAAUCAUGUUACAGGUUUUUGGAUAAUUUAUGUUUUACUGUAAACAAUAAUUCAAAUGUAAAAGUCAUGUGAGCUCAGUAUAAAGUGGAAUAGUACAGCCAGAGACCUUGUCUGUAUUAUAUGAAAUAUUCCAAUAGAGAAGUUGUGAUUCUUGUACAGAUCAAAAUACAUUAGUUCUUUAUCAUCAUUCUUUUAUUAAAAAUGUUCCAUUUGAGAUCACUUUAAAAUAAUAUUAGUAAACAUGGAAGAAGUGCAUCCUGAUCUGAAUAUAUUCUGUUCCUGCAAUUAUCCCUUAGAAAUGAUUUAAAUUUGCAAAUAAAAUGGGUAAUACAAAUUGAUUUUUGUAAGACAUUUCAAAGCCGUU